GUUUUAGAAGUGAUGAUCGAAUGACGUCCCGAUGAGGCUAGGAGCGUGGUCGGCCGUUGGGCGCGGGCCCGUUUUCCCGCCAACGACGCGUCUCCACUCCCGCGCCAAAUGGCCGUGGUUGUCGUUCGUCGGUCGCCAGGGCCAGUGGAUUUCUUCAUUCGACACCCUUACUCCAACCAUGUACGUCCAGGUGAGGACGAUCGAUGGCAAGAAAAACGUGACCGUGACCAUUUCCAAGCUCACCACCGUCCACGAAUUCAAAGGGAUCGUGGAAAAAGAGCUCGAUGUCAAAGUGGACAAGCAAAGGCUCUUCUACAGGGGAAAACAGCUUGAAGACGAGUACAAAUUAUUUGACUACAACAUAAAUGUAAAUGAUGUCAUACAACUUAUGGUAAAGGUUGACCCUUUACCAGAGCCACCAAAAGAGGAAAAUAAACAAGCAGACGAACCUAGUAAAUUAUGCAAAAAUGAGGAAAAGCCAUAUGCAAUUGAAGAAGAAGGACCUCCUUGUGAAAGUGAAUAUUUUAAAAUCGGAGAUUAUGUUGACGUCAAGGAUUUCCGUUACGGAGCUUGGUUCGAGGCCAAAGUGAUCGGAAUUUACAAAGAUUUAAACAAGGUUGAUACACAACUGGAAGAAAAUGAUGAUGGAUUGCUUUAUAAAGUUGCAUUUAGACUCUAUGAUAAUGAAGGAACAAUAAGUGUCAGUCUGAAAGAUAUCAGGCCGAUUGCCAGAACGACUAUCCAUUCAUCCGAUGUAAAAGUCGGUGACCUUAUAAUGGUGAAUUAUAACAUUGAAGAGCCGAAGGACAGAGGCUACUGGUAUGACAUGGAGGUUAAAACCAUUGUUGAAAAUAACAGGAAGAAACUGACCAUUAAAGGCACUUUAUUAGUCGGAACUGAAAACACUCGCUUGGACGACAGCAUAGUUGCUUUUGUCGAUGAAAUAAUGAAGAUAGAAGAACUUAAAAAAAUUUCUGAAAGAUCUGAAGAUGAAUUAAUGCUCAUGCAAACUGAUGUUAAGCAAAAACGCAAGCACGCCCCUUUUUGUACUUCAUGUGGGGACAAUGUAAGGAAAAAGUGCAAAGAAUGUGGUUGUGCUCAUUGUGGCAAAAAGAAUGACCCAGGAAAACAAAUAGUCUGUGAUGAAUGUGAUAUGUCUUAUCAUAUUUGGUGUUUGAAUCCACCAUUGAGCGCAGUCCCAGAUGUCGAUGAAUGGUAUUGCGCCGAGUGUAAGAACGACGACACUGAGAUUGUAAAAGCUGGUGAAAAGCUGAAAGAAUCAAAGAAGAAGGCAAAAAUGGCAUCAGCAAAUUCGAACACGACCAGAGAUUGGGGCAAAGGGAUGGCAUGUGUCGGCAGGACAAAAGAAUGCACUCUCGUGCCACCAAAUCAUUUCGGUGAAAUUCCUGGUAUUGAAGUGGGGACAAUUUGGAAAUUUAGAGUUCAGGUUUCGGAAGCAGGUGUUCACCGUCCUCAUGUGGCUGGUAUACACGGAAGGGAGAGUGACGGUGCAUACAGCAUUGUUUUGAGCGGCGGUUAUGAAGAUGAUAUUGAUAACGGAGAGGAGUUUAUGUACACAGGGUCAGGAGGAAGAGAUUUGUCCGGUAACAAGAGAACAGCCGAACAAAGCUGUGACCAAACUCUUACUAGAAUGAAUAAGGCAUUGGCGAUGAAUUGUAACAUACCGCUAGAUGCAAAAAAAGGAGCAGAAGCGAAAAAUUGGAAGGGAGGAAAGCCAGUUAGAGUAGUUAGAAAUUUCAAACUUUCUAAGCAUUCAAAAUAUGCCCCUGAGGAAGGAAAUAGAUAUGACGGCAUUUAUAAAGUGGUGAAAUAUUACCCAGAAAAAGGCAAGUCUGGAUUCCAAGUUUGGCGCUAUUUAUUGAGAAGGGACGACCCAUCCCCUGCUCCAUGGACAAAGGAGGGCAAGAAGAGAAUUGCAUCACUUGGUCUUGAAAUAAUGUAUCCAGAAGGUUAUUUAGCAGCUAUGGAAAAUAAGGAUAAAGAAAAUAAACCGGAAAACAAGUUAAAAAGGUACCUCACAAAAGAUUUGAGUAAAGAACCAAGUCUUAAGAAGCAGAAGGUUGUUGCUUAUAAACUUGAAACUGGCAUCAAAGACAAUAUCACAAAAGAUGCUCAGAAUAGAAAGCACUGGCAAAGCUUAAUGGAGUUUCUCUCUUAUGGAAAAAAGGUAUUCCUAGAGAAAACUGAGGAGCAGUUCAUGUGCAUUUGUUGUCAAGAAUUGGUCCACGUGCCAAUAACUACGCCCUGCGGUCACAAUAUUUGUUCUAUGUGCUUGAAAAGGUCAUUUUCCGCUGAAGUCUUUUCAUGCCCUGCCUGCAGAGAGGACCUUGGGAAGAAGUUUGAAAUGGUUGAGAACACAACACUGCAGGACAUCCUCAGCGCGCUUUUCCCAGGAUAUACUGCUGCUAGAUGAGAAUGUUCUUUUCUUCUCAUGAUA
Cimex lectularius (bed bug) is the source of this 2458-nucleotide messenger RNA. RefSeq names its product E3 ubiquitin-protein ligase UHRF1-like. Lineage: Eukaryota; Metazoa; Arthropoda; Insecta; Hemiptera; Cimicidae. The transcript has 11 exons. Gene Ontology annotation, molecular function: ubiquitin protein ligase activity; protein binding. Bases 32 to 2434 code for a protein of 800 amino acids. Gene Ontology annotation, biological process: protein ubiquitination; negative regulation of gene expression via chromosomal CpG island methylation. The record is from RefSeq and is a predicted model, not a curated record.